UAACCGCGUCUGUCUGUAGUGUCGGUUGGAGGUUCGGCUCCGUCUGUCCGGCCGCAGACAUGGCGACUCCGCGCGUGUCCUGCAGAAUAUGAACCGGGUCAACGCGCUCACCUCACAACAUCGCCGUUUCAGUUCAUAUUAUCAGUGGGAAACCGCACACAAGUGGAUUCAGAACUGAGUGUAGUGCUAACUACUGAUUGGCCCGGUGCCUGUGUGAACGCGCAGAUACGCGCGGCUUCAACUCGACGCGCCGUCGAUCGAUUGAAGAGUUAAAGGUUGAGUGAGAAAGAUCAUGGUGGAACAGGGUCAGACAUCUUCAGCGGGACAGAGGUUAGGGGCACCAGAAACCCUGGGCAUCAGCACCCUGGACCCUGGGCACAAACCCCCUGUGAUGCCACCUGGAAAACAGAUGACCGUCAGAGUCCUGCUUCUGGAUGACACAGAAGUGACAUUCGACUUAUCGCAUCAAUGUUGUGGUCGGGUUUUGUUUGAUAUGGUCUGCUCUCAUCUCAAUCUCAUUGAGGGCGAUUAUUUUGGCCUGGAGUUUCACAACCAUCACAGACAGACGGUCUGGCUGGAUUUACUAAAGCCCAUUAGAAAGCAAAUCACACGGUCCAAACACACAGUUCUUCGGUUUGUUGUGAAAUUUUUUCCCCCCGAUCAUUCACUUCUGCUGGAAGAGCUGACCAGGUACUUGUUUGCUCUACAGGUGAGACAGGAUCUGACUAGUGGACGCCUCACCUGUAGCGAUGCCAGCGCUGCUCUUCUGGUAUCUCAUAUCAUUCAGUCUGAGAUUGGUGAUUUUGAGGAAACUCAGUGCAGACAGCAUCUUCUAAACACCAACUACAUUCCUGAUCAGAUGGCCCUGAUGGACAAAAUUAUGGAGUUCCACCAUAGACACAUUGGGCAGACUCCAGCAGUGUCGGAUCAGCAUCUUUUGGAAGUGGCAUGUAGGUUGGAGAUGUACGGCAUACGACUCCACCCGACUAAAGACAAAGAGGGGACGAGACUCAAUCUGGCUGUAGCACACAGUGGUGUCCUGGUGUUUCAGGGUCACACCAGGAUCAACAGUUUCAGCUGGUCAAAGGUUCGCAAGCUGAGUUUCAAGAGGAGAAAGUUCCUUGUCAAACUAAGAGCAGAUCCGAGCCAGAACAUUGGUCCAGACACUCUGGAGUUUUUAAUGGCAAGUCGGGACUGUUGUAAAAUGUUCUGGAAGAUCUGUGUGGAGUAUCACGCCUUCUUCAGGCUCUACGAAGAGCCCAGAGCGAGACCCAAAGCAGUGUUAUUCCCCCGCGGCUCCUGCUUCAGGUUCAGCGGCCGGACACAAAAGCAGGUUAUAGAUUAUGUGAAGGAAAAUGAGUUCAAAAAACUGCCAUAUGAAAGGAAACACAGUCGAGUUCAGUACAACAGCAGCAGCACGUCACCUCUUCAUUCUGCCCUGCCAAAACAAGCUGGUAGGCAGAGCUGGGAAGGCUCAUUUCUAGCAAGUUCAGAAGAUUCUGCUGUGAAACCUACUGGAAACUCCUCCCCUUCGAACCUGGAGAACGGAUGCAGCAACCAAAUGGAGAACAGCCGACGUCAAGCUGAUAAACAGCAGCACACAGAUCAAUCAGAGGUCACAAAAGCUCAGGUGACAUUAGUGAACGGUUACACUGACGACUACAGAGGUGCGACCCCAUCACCUCUCAUAUCACCUGUGCUGAAUGACAGCGCUGCCAAACGCAUAGAUGAGGAAGAGGACAACAGGACAAAGAUCUGUCCUGCAGAUGAUGCAUACUUCAUAACUAAAGAACUGUUGAACACUGAGAGGACGUACCUGAAAGACCUGGAGCUCAUCACAGUGUGGUUUCAGGGAGUGUUGGAUAAAGAGGAGUGUGUUCAUGACUCUCUGAAGAAACUUCUGACCUCCACCUAUGGUCCUCUAUACACACACCAUACACAAUUCCUGCAAGAGCUCGAAGAGAGACUCUCAAUGUGGGAAGGGCGGUCAAAUGUUCAGGUUAAAGAAGAUUUUCAGUGUGUAGGAGACCUGCUGCUAAAGCUCAUCAGCGAUCUGAAGUCUCUCUCAGCAGAGCUUCAGAUGAGUUCAGACUGUGUAUAUGUACUGGAGAAAGCCUGCGCUGCGUCUCAGAGACUGACGUUUGUGUGCCGGGACUUUGAGCAACAGAAAGUUUGUUACAUUCCAUUAAACGUCUUUCUGCUGAGACCUCGACAUCGACUGCUGCACUACAAACAGAUCCUGGACCGACUCUGCAAACAUUAUCCAUCCACACACAACCAAUACAGCAAAUGCAAAGCUGCAUUGUCAGAUGUGUGUGAAUUGGAGUCUGAGCUUCAUUCUGCUCUGGUGGACACUGAGAACUUUCAGAAACUCCUGGAGCUUCAGAAGGAUUUGAUCGGUGUGGAGGAUCUGGCCGUGUCUGGACGUCAGCUCAUCAGACUCGGCUGCCUCAGCAAACUCUCUGGGAAAGGCCUUCAACAACGCAUGUUCUUUCUGUUCAAUGAUGUACUUCUGUACAGUACUCGUGGGAUAACAUCAACCAAUCAAUUCUCAGUACACAGACAACUUCCUCUACGAGGCAUGACAAUCCGGGAGAGCGAGGACGAGUGGGGCGUUCCACAUUCUUUCACACUGAUGGUACAGCAGCAGUCACUGGUGGUUGCUGCCUGUUCGGAGUCAGAAAUGGAGAAAUGGAUGGAGGAUAUAAAGAUCGCUGUUGAUCUGGCAGAGGAAUGUACUGGAUUGAUCGGCGGUCUGCUUAUGUCUAAUAGCGACAUCAAAUCCUCUGGGGUUUCAGAAGUGGACUCAGAGGAUGAUCUUGGUGGGUCACAAUCAUUUACGAUGCGUCAUGGCAACAGCUCAGUGAACAUACAUCACCGUGGUAACACUACAGCACACGUGUGUUGGCAUCGUAACACUAGUGUUUCUAUGAUGGACUUCAGCAUAGCAAUAGAGAAUCAGCUCUCAGGAAAUCUGCUCAGAAAGUUCAAGAACAGCAAUGGUUGGCAAAAACUCUGGGUCGUUUUCACCAACUUCACCCUGUUCUUCUACAAAACACAUGAGGAUGAAUAUCCAUUGGCCAGUUUGCCAUUGUUGGGUUACUCAGUUAUUAAAGCUGGUGAAUCAGAAAACAUUCAUAAAGAUCAUGUCUUUAAGCUGCACUUUAAAUCUCAUGUCUAUUACUUCAGAACUGAGAGUGAAUACUUUUUCCAAAGAUGGAUGACCGUGAUUAGAAGUGCUACAAUUCCUGCCAGCAGAACCCGUUAUCUGAACCGGACAGAACCAGACUAAACCAACCAAACCUGCUUUCUGAACCGGACUAAACCACACUGAACCCGCUAUCUAAACAGAGCAGAACCAGACUAAAGAACCGCGCUGUCUAAACCAUACUAAACCACACCGAACCCGCUUUCUUAAUCAUACAGAAAAUGACAGAAAUGCUGCCAAUAUGUAAGGUGCUGAGAUGUGCGGUUCUGUAUGGUUUAUAAUUGUGUGUGUUUAUAUGACAAUGUCACAUUAGUGACUGAUUUUUUAAAACAGUAUAACACAGUUACAUAGUAUGACAUCUGAUAUGAAGGGGGAAUUGUACCUUAUCACUUCUUAGUUCAUUUAUCAGCCUCUGUUAUCUAUUUGUUGAUAUAAACACUGAAUCCUGUCAGACUACAUUAGUUUACUCUGUCACUAAAGUUACACAUGAACAAACAUUUCCAGCGUGCAUAGUUUUGAUAUAAAAGUUAACGUCCAGAUUAAGUAAAAAAAAAAAAAAAUACAAAAAAGAGCAGCCUUAAUAGGUCCUGAAUUAUUUUAGCUGUCAUAUUGCACUUAUCCUAUUAAAACAGGCCUUUGGUAGUGUUGUCUGGGCCAAUUAAACAAAUAUAACUAGUUAAAAGCCAGGUAUGGGUGACUAAGAUCACCAGUGUGUCAGACAGUUUGGAUCAUAAGUGCCUGGCUUGUCGUCUUAUCACAGAAUUUACUAAGAUCAAAGGUGCUGUAUUCACAGGAUGGGGCAGAGAUGUAUGCUGAACUUUUAAGGCUGUAUUUCAAUCUAUAUUUAGGCUGUUAUCUUGAGACAUUUUAGUUGUUUGGGAAAAGCGAAAAUAAAAGUGUUAUCAAAGGCUCAAAUGUAAACAGAGAAGUGGAAUUUCCCUUUAAACACAAUGACGCUCACUGUAAACACGCAGGUGCUUUUUUACUUACUGAGUAACAUUUCAUCUGAUUUUUAAUAUUCAAUUAUGCAUUUAUAAAAUUUCAGUGAUCAGAUUUUUAUGUUUUAAACUUUGUUUCUGGCAGCUAAAACCAUGAUGGCUUCAGAAGUCAGUGUGCCAAAACAAUGUAUUUCUGCUAAAAUUUUGUGAACACUAUUUGGAAAAUUUGAAAUAUAUUUACUUUAUGGAGUACAUUUUUUCAAAAAUGUAAAUUUUGAUAAACUUUACUGAAGCUUAUAUUUAUAAAGUGCCAUUAAGAGUGUAACACAUAUAAAAUAUAUUUUACAUCACCGCAUUUAUUUCUAUCACCAUGUGUAGCAUUUGAUAAUGAACAAAAAUAUGUUUUGUAAUUUGCUGCCCUUGUUUUAGGUAUUAAAUGAACCAUCAUCAAACUAAGACAAAUUCACCUUAGACAUGUAUGACAAUACAAAAUCCACUUGUAUGUUAUAGUUAUUUUAGUCCACAUUGUGCAUAAUAAACAAUAAUAAUGAACAUUGGAUAAUUAUAAUAAUAAACGUGACAUUUUGUAAGUGAAAGCAAUAAAACAUUGCAGAAACCUGUU
Misgurnus anguillicaudatus (oriental weatherfish) is the source of this 4768-nucleotide messenger RNA. Lineage: Eukaryota; Metazoa; Chordata; Actinopteri; Cypriniformes; Cobitidae. The record is from RefSeq and is a predicted model, not a curated record.